CAGCGUCAGGGAGGCAGGUUCGCGUCGCUCCUCCACCCAGCGAGACUACUCUGGUCUCGCUCCUAGCCCCAGCGAGACUCUCUCGUUCCUCGCGUCCAGAGAGACUGUUUUGCUCCUCGUCCAAGUGAAACAGUCUCGCUUCUCGUCCCAGCUAGACUACUCUCGCCCCAGCGAGGCUGUGUCUCGUUCCUCGCCCUAGAGAGAUUGUCUCGCUCGCUCGAGUGUCCUCUUCACGUCAAAUCAAUGGUACCAGGGGAGGUGACAACGUUGUAAUGUCGACCUCUCGUCUUCCUGGCACAAAACUACCACAGAGGCAGCAGACGCGUCUAACACCACCACAGAGGCACUAGACACGUCUGACACCUUCACAGAGGCAGCUCACAUACGUCUAACACCACCACAGAAGCAGCUGACAGGUCUAAUACCAUCACAAAGAUUGCUGUUAACACAACCACAGAGGCAGCCGACACACGUCUAACACUACCACAGGGACAGCUGACACACGUCUAACACUACCACAGGGACAGCUGACACACGUCUAACACUACCACAGAGACAGCUAAAUCACAUCUAAUACCACAGAGACAGAUGACGCGUCUAACAUAAUCAAAGAAGCAACUGACACGUCUAACACCAACACAAAGACAACUGGCACACGUCUUACACCACCAGAGGCAGCUGACACACGUCUAACACAACAGAAAUAACUGACACGUCUAACACCACCGCAGAAACAGCUGACACGUCUAACACCAUCACAGAAGCGGCUGACGAGUCUAAUACCACCACAGAGACAGGUGACACGUCUAACAUCACCACAGAGGCAGCUGACACGUCUAACGCCACCAAAGAUGCAGCUGACACAUGUCUAACACCACCACAGAAACAGCUGACACGCGUCUAACACCACUACAAAGAUAGAUGACACGUCUAACACCACAGACAGUUGACACGUCUAAUACCACAUAGGCAGCUGACACGUCUAACACUACCACAGAAAAAGCUGACACAUGUCUAACACCACCACAAAGGCAGCUGACACACGUCUAACAGCACCAUCUAAACCACAGAGGCAGCUGACCCGUCCGUCAGCACCAUAAAAGCAGCUGACACGCCUGACAGCCACAGUGAAUACAUUUGUUAGCACUAUGUUUCUGAUUCACCAAUAUGACACGCAACACUGACUUGCGCAAUGACGCUCUCUUGUAACACAAAAUGAACUAUAAGGUUUUACGACAACAAGAAGAUUAACCAGUGAACUUGUGUCAAUUGUUCAUGGUGUUAAGUUCGUGUAAAGUUGCCCAGGAUGAAGAGGCUGGAUGACACCUGCAGUGCUGCUGUGAGCGUCGCCAAGAUGAUGGAUAACGUGUUGUUGUGUCGCCAAGAGGCUGGAUAACACCUGCAGUGCUGCUGUGAGCGUCGCCAAGAGUAUGGAUAACAUGUUACUGUGUCGCCAAGAGGCUGGAUAACAUGUUGCUGUGUCGCCAAAAGGCUGGAUAACACCUGCAGUGUUGCUGUGUCAACACCCUCUUCGACGAUCACAGAUGGGGAGGAGUUUCCCAGCGACCUUGACGGCCUGUGAGGCAGCAACACGUGAUAAGAGAUGAAUAACGUGCAUGGAAAAGCGUGAGUGAUCUGAGUGGGUAAAGACAUGUGGUGCAUCGCAAGUUGAGUAACCCAAUGACGGAAAAAACAGGAAAUUCGUUGUGAUAAAGUGAGGAGAAGACGACGGGACUUAGUACGGAGCAGGCAGCCGUCCCAGCCAGACCGGCACCCCACACUUGUGCCAGACCGCCCUGUAUGUGCGCGUGUGUGGCAGUGUAUGUGUGUGGGGGACUAACCACACCCUCAUCUCUGUGCCAUACGCAGCGACCAUCCCGCCACCAUGCAUCUUCUACUACUGGUACCAGACGUACAACGGACAAUACAGGAAGGAGAAACGUCUUGAUGACGGUACAGUCAUUGGGACAUACGGCUGGGUGGACGCAAAUGGGCUCCUGCGUCUCUACGAUUAUAUAGCCGACACAAAGGGCUACCGUGUCGUUCGCCAGAAAACCAUGAGAGUGCCUAAGAUUACCGAACCACCCCCAGUAACCUUAGUAACAGCAGCCCCAAGUAUCUUGCGUCCAACAGAACCGAGUAUAUCACAGUUGAUUGAUGCGACGAAGCGACCUGUGAUACCAGCACCUACAGAAAUCCAUUCAAAACGCAUCCCUUCACCUGGUGUUCCGGGCUCGGAGCCUACUAGUAGAGGUCCAACUGCAAGUGCUCCACUCUUAGAAUCCACUAAGAAAGAUCCCAGUGCCGAUGUUCCAGGCUCGGAACCUACUUGGAGAGAUCCUACUGUCAAUGUUCCAAGCUAUGAGUCCACUAGGAUAGAUCCUUCUUCUAUUGGUUCUCAAGGGACUCGCAUCCUCCCUGGCAGACAACCUUACGUGACAUCCAAUACAAGAACACGGACAAGGGGCAGUACAAAGUGGGGAGGGCGGCAAUCAGCCUCGCACGCUCCUAGUCCACAACUGCGACCAUUCCAGCGUACAAAACCAAAACAAGAUGUGAACACUAAUGUUAGAAGACAGGCUACAGGAGAGAGCACAGGUGUGGCCAGCUACUCACCAGGUACAGGAGAGCAGAGGGCAGGUGUGGCCAGCUACUCACCAGGUACAGGAGAGCAGAAGGCAGGUGUGGCCAGCUACUCACCAGGUACUAAUGAUUUACCUGCAGAAGGAAAGUUCACAAUCAACUACGAUCUGGGGAACCAGUUCCAUUUUGAAAAAAUACUCCCAGACGGCACUAAAGUUGGCAAACACGGCUAUGUGGACCCGCUGGGAAUCCUGCGAGUAUCCUACUACACGUCGGGUCCUGCAGGACACACACAGCGUCAGGAGAGUGGAUGGAUAGGCUCACGUGACCCAUACACUUCAUAGGACCAUCACAUUUCAAUCCUUGAGGAAUUUACAAGAUUGUCUCAAUGCCAGGAAGGUAGCCGAAUGAUCCUCCCAUUCUGCACAUCAUAUGGCUAAUGAUCCCCACAUCAAGAAAUCCUGUGACCCAUAUAGGAAUGUUUUUAGUAAAAGAGCUAAGCUCACAUGGGUUAUCUUGGGUAAACUGGAGUGAAGGCUCGACCCUCCUCCCGGUAAUCGCACCAUGCAAUCAAAUGGGCAUGACAAAUAUAUUACUAAUAAGAUGAUGUGUCGUGAGCAUCACUCCUGAGGAAACUGAGUCAAGAACGUCAGUGACUGACCCAAAAACAUUUAAAAGGGUUCACCUCUGCCAUGUGUCUUUCGAAUGUUUAUUAAAGAAAUUAAUAUUUUUGAAAAUAGAAAAAAAUAGACAUUAUUACAAACAUUAGUGAUGCCAAGACUUUAAUUUAAAUCAGCAAAAUGUGCAUUAGUUGUAAACCUGAAAAUGGCCUAUUAUUAUAUUCAAGGGAAGUGCUAAACACAUAGGGUUUAGUGCCUGGGGAAUGGGAGGUAAUUAGAUUUAAUUACCUAGCACCAUCUACCUGCAUAACCCCCUUCCCUUCAAGGAUAAACAUGAUGAAUUAAGUUUUUUAAAUAUCUGUCCGACUGCUAAUCAAGGCUGCUGGUGUUAAUACAGUCAUUUUAACUCGGCUGUGUCUCUCUACAUUAACCAUGAAACUAAGAUUGUUAUUCAGUUCCUGGCAAAAUAAUCAUGCAAUGUGAUCACUGAUCCAGUGAGAGUACUAUACAUAUAGUGUGACUAAUGGGACCCAGGCUGCAAAAAGUGCCCAUUGAGAGCUUGUUUGAUUAACAUUGUGCUCAGAUUGUUUAUAAAUCAUGGGGAAGUGCUAAACUAUUGGGAAGAGGAAGUAAACAGGUUUGAUCCAAGGGAAGGGUAGUGCCAAUUCCUCUUCCCUUCACCUACAUGUGUAACCCUUCCUAGAAGCAUUUUUCUCUCCAAGCAAUAAACUAUGUGAAGAACUGAAGUAUGACAAGUGUGUUAUGGUGAUCACAUUACUGUUCGCAAAAAUCACUAAAAGAAUUAUAGCUAUAUUAAACAGCAAGAAAAAAAUUAGUGCUAAACCUCAAAUAACUGAUGUUAAUUAUAUAUAUGUGAUUGGUGUAGUUUCUGCUACUGCAGCCCAACUUCCAUUGUGGCCACCUGAUCAACGAGGCUGUUCCUACCUGCAGUUCGCAGACCUGCAUAGCCAGUACAACCUGGCUAAUGAGUCACCUGCAGGAAGCUUAGUGUCUUCUUCAGGACCUUCGUGUCGGCAAUAUUUAUUAUCUUUGAAAGCAGAAGGUUGAAAAGUCGUGAAUCUCAAGGAUUCAUCUAAUAACUUCGCAAUUGCACUCUUUCUGCUGUCACAAUGGAAAAGAAAUUACAUUAUUUUGGCUUGAAACAUUACUGAAAUGUUGUAGUGAUGUUAAAGUACUGUACUAUAAUUCCACUGUACUAGCACAGCUGAAAUAUUAUAACUUAAGUGCUGGUUAAGUAAUUAUGUAUUGUGAUAUAUAUAGUGAUUUAAAUUUAAGUGUUGAUGUAUUGUGGCUUAUAAUAGUGCUAGUCGUGUUGGAAUAUAAAGUAUACUGUUGGUAAAGUUCUGAAGUAUUGUGACAAUGUUAGCAGGAGAAUAUCAUUGUAACAUACAGUAGCCUAUUGUUAUUGUUAAUAGUGUUGUAAAUGAACAUGGAUUGUGGUAUUGAUGUGUCACAACUAAGACAUCAUAAGUGUUGGAACCUAGUACAUAACUUAUUGUUGCUUAAUUACAGCACAACACAAUACUGACAUAUUUAUACUGUAGUAGUGUACUAAUGAGGUACUGUUGAGGUUUAGUAUAUUGAAAAAUUCAAUAGUAUACUACUGUUAAUACAAUACGGGAAUUGAAAUAUUUCAGGUGUUAAAUACUGGAAUCAGGUGAUGAAAAAUAUGAAAAGGCCUUCAUUGUAUUAGAGACUAUUAGAUUUUUUUCAAUAGAUCUUUCACAGUAAACUAUUAAAGGAUUCUUGUAAUCACAAAAUGAUAAUAUAUAGCAUAUUCCUUGUGCUGGUUCAACCAUGAAAAACAAUGUCUGACCUUAAUAUUAUAGUAUAUUUGUGGAAGUGCUAAACCCACAUGGGUCAUAUUAAUUGUAAAAUGCGUGUAAUAGAUAUCUUUAACAUGAAGAUUUCUUGUUAGCACGUGUGAGAGGCAUUAUUGAGUUCAGGUCCUUGUCUGAGUUAGUCUAUAAUUUUUUCUUAAAAUGUCCAAUAUUAAAUGGAGUAUGCCAUGAACAUAGUUUUAUUUGUGAAAAUGGUAAGAAAUGCAAACUAAGGAAAUCCAGUGUAACCCAACCUAACAUAAUAUAACUUUACUCCUUAGCGGUAGAUAUGGGAAUUGUGAGUGUUUACAGUCAAUGCAUCUUUGUUUAUCCUGAUUGACCAGACGUGUUACAUGGCAAAUACUAACAAUUGAUUGACUCGAUGGGCCAAAAUAAAUACAUCUUAAAUUAAAUUUUAGAUAAGAAAUUACAAUUGUAGGGGUACAUAUUAUUAUUAUUAUUAUCAAACCAAGCACUAGACCUUUACCUAAGGGUCACAGCACUUAGGGGUACAUUAUUAUUAUUAUUAUAAUCAAAAAGAAGCGAUAAACCACAAGAGCUAUACAGCACUGCACUUAGGGGUACAGAUAACAUUUAUAUUUUACAGCAUAAAGUAGUAAGUCAGUUCAGACCAGGACCUAAACUCACCAUUAGCCUAAGUGAGUUGUAUUAGGAUAUUUAUAUUAUUUUAUUCGUAAGCAAGUGCUAAACCUAUUAAGAUUUAAUCCAAAUGAUGGUAGCUCCAAUUCUUGGAACAAUAGCCCUUCACUAAUAAGGAAGCCCCCCCCCCUGUCUACCUUGAAGGAACAACCUUUCUUUCUAUUUAGAGCAAGCAAAAAUUUGUAACUAAUAUCUAAACCAUGAGAAUAUAGUCAGCAUUUCUUUGUAAAUAUAGAAUUAAAGACAUUUUAAAAUACGUAUAUCGAUUUGCUUGUUUUAAACUACAAUAUAUUUCACUUAGAUUUUGCAAACAAAAUUCACCACAGACUGUUUAAGUGGAAAUUCAAGUAGUAUAUAUAAACAACUAUAUAACAAGAACAGGUUUAUUUUAUACACGUCACUCAUACCUUUUAGAAAGGCUCAGGCCUAACAAAUUAUCUAAUUUUUUUUAUUUUGUAUUUUACUCGUGAAGCUAGAAACCAUGGUUUAGACAGCAACACAGGGUUGAUCCUAGGUUGACAUUACAAUAUUCACACAAAAGUGCUGAUAUCCAUGUCAUUAAUGGCUGUCCUUUGCUUAAGAGCUAUAGGAAUGUAGGCUCUUACCCAUGACUUUUUUCCCCUGUAAAUUUAAGCAUUUUGUCUUCAUUUAUUUUAGUUUUCCUACAGCACAGUACUGUAAUGCAUUUAGUUUCUAGUAUGUUGUGAAUGGUUGUGCUUGACAGUUCAGCUUUGGGGAAUGUCCCUCAAUAGUAGUAAUAAUAAUAAUAAUAUAAAACAAUAAAUGCUAAACCCCAGAGCAAUAAUAUAGCUGGUUACUGCAUCAACUUCUGAGGAUACCAAACACUGUCCAGUCCCAGGCUUAAGCCUGUCUGGCCCUGUUAUUCAUUAAAUGAAUAAUCAGUGCUGAUUGUAUAACUAACAUAUAAAUGAAUUUCAUAUCUCAGCUAUUCAAGUUGGUGUACCACAUUUGUACUACAGAAUAGUCAGGCCUUAUUGUUAAAGCUUUAAAAAUGACACUUCCUAACACAUAAGUGGCCUAAUGCAUCACCCGGGCAUUAUUCUCGUACUUAUAUUUCAGUAACUAGUGUAUUCAUUCAGGUCACUGUGAAAACUCUCUAGAUUAUUGUCAAAGAAUGUGAAUUCUUUCCCUCAGAUAUGCAACAUCUUACAUAACUACAAGUAACCUGCCCUUUUAAGUUACGACAUUAGUUUUUUACUAAAAAUAUUAGCGUCAAUUUUUCUGUAUACCGUACUGUUAGUCUAGAUUAGGUUAGUCAGCCCAUUCUCUUAGCAAUAUUUAUAAUUCUGACAGUUCAUAAACUUUAAUUUGCAAUAUAGAAUUUUUAAGCCAUUUCUUCUUAACAGCAAAUUUCAUAUUUCAUUUUGGUUAAGGUUAGGCGUAGUUAAGAGUGUCAUCAAGCAAUCAAAAUAAACCAUUUAUAACAUAUCUGAAGGCUAAUAAGUGAAACUGGUGCAGGAGAAAGAACUGGGACCAACCAAGGGGUCCACCAUUUGCAUAUUUACAUCUUGAUUCCAGUUUUAUUUUUGCCCUUGCAGGUAUAGUAUAAUUGGUUAAUUUUUUGCUAAAGAACACUUAAACCUAAUUAUAGAUAACUUAAAUAGAGGAAUUUGCUUGAAGAUUUGGAACAUAAACUGUUUAAACACAACUGUUGCUGAAGAUAAUGGGUUACUUAUGAAUGAUGUAACAGAAAACAGGGAUUAUUAUAUUUAUGACCAGGUGGAGGGAAAGAACCCAUAAGGGUCAAUGGUCAGCCAGUUCCUGGGAAAAGGGGAAGCAAUCAGGUUCAAUUCAUGGAAGGGCAGGGCAGGUCCAGUACACUGGAUGAAUAGCCCCUCAACAAACCCUCUUUAAGGGGAGAAAAUGGGGAACCAUGGAGAAGACGAGCAAAACCAAUGUUCUGGCUUUAUGUAGCUUUCUCUUAGGAUGUGUUAUAAGAGUGAAUUAAACCCAAUGAUGACUCGGAGAGUUUGGUUGAUGUGAUAACACUAGCCUCAUGACACACACAUCAACCCAGUUUAUUCUUAGUGUUUCCCCAUACUCAACACCUGCAAUCUGAAGCACUAUUUAUUGUUGAAGUGCUCCUAACCCUGUGAUGGUAGUACAACAUAACCUGCUUUAUGUGCCAUUUUUAACCAACCAGUGAUCAACUGACAUGUCAGUUAUAGUGUAGUCAAGUACAUAGUAUGUUUUAUGGUGGUAUGGCAUACAGGUGUAAGAAAGCAAGCCACAUCAUAUACUUGUAUAUUUCUAACUUCACUGUGUUAAACACCUGGUCUAGCUAUUCAUCUUCCCACACUAAGUAUAAUAUUAAGAAUAUAUACGUACAACAAGGAACCAGAUGUCGAGUUAUAUAUAUAUUUAUACUCCAGUGCUUUUUAGGCAGUCAAACAAGCCUAACUAAGGUAAUCUACAAAUUGAUACUGAACAAGUAUAGUAUGUAUUAAAUAAUUUUCCUGUAUCAGUAUAUUUUCACGAAUUAACAUGUAUACAGCUUUUUAUUUCUUUUCCAAACUUAACUUUACAACCUACCCUAGCUUUGCUAAAAUUAAUUUUAUUCCAACCAGACUUGCUUCAGACAUCCUUUUAUUUAGUUACCAGUCAUCAGCAUCAGUGAAAUAAAAAAAAAAAUUUUUUUUGAGAAGCUAUUGCAACACAAGAUUACACUUGGCUUAUUUGUUGAAAGUUUGUUGCUAUAUAAGCCAAGUUCACUAGCUCUGCCUAAAAAGCACAUAUUUAACCAUGCCAUUAGUUACUGCACGUAACGUUGUUAGUGUAAAAUUGUAUGUGAUAUAAAGCGUACCCAUGAUU
This is a messenger RNA of Cherax quadricarinatus, 8536 nucleotides long. The record is from RefSeq and is a predicted model, not a curated record. Lineage: Eukaryota; Metazoa; Arthropoda; Malacostraca; Decapoda; Parastacidae.